Messenger RNA from Hevea brasiliensis (rubber tree), 1795 nucleotides. RefSeq lists its product as uncharacterized. The transcript has 3 exons. The coding region runs from base 596 to 1471 and encodes 291 amino acids. NCBI's taxonomy places the organism in Eukaryota, Viridiplantae, Streptophyta, Magnoliopsida, Malpighiales, Euphorbiaceae. The record is from RefSeq and is a predicted model, not a curated record.
UAUUGGUGAGACAGGUAGUAAUAGCUUAAGCUAGUGUCACUAGACUAUCCUUAUGGAUAUGAAAAGUCGGGGUGAGGCACGGCUUUGAAUUGAAUUUAAGUGAAAGUUUGGCUUAAGUUGAGCUCGCUAGUAAGCCUUGGAAUAAGAGAGCUGGAUAGGAGAUCAUCUCUCAUAGUAUGUAUGAAAAUGCUAUUCUAGGUGUGUGUGCAGCCUAAAAUUAUCUUCUCGUGUAAAAGUUAGGUGAUUUGCUUAAUGUAAGUGCUCGAUGUGCAUUUCACACUUAGGAUUGCAUUAAUUUUAGAUAGCUAUAAAAAUUAUAUUUAUAAUCAAUAUCUAGCUCUCUGAGUGAAACGCUCACCCCUAUUCAAUUAUUUUUCAUAGAUGACAUGUGAAUGCUAUUUUGAAAUUAACCUGCUUUCUUUCUCGCAUAGAAACUUAAACCAUUAAUGUAUUAACUAUAUUUAUUUUUGUUAUAUCUAGAACUCUCCAGUGGCUAUAUUAGUUUCCCUUAUGAUGUAAACUAACUUGUUAAACUUAUUAUGUAUGUGGAAUGUUGGAGUUAGGGUGAGUUGAGCUCCUCCUUGUGAUAUUAGAUAUGAUUAUGGGUUGUGAGGGUCAGAUGAGCUACAUAAAUUGUGCAUUUUAUUAUAUUCAGUUUAUAGUGAAGAAACUGCUAGAGAAUCCAGCCGGUUGUGUUGGUCUUGAAUUCACCGCCAUUUUCUGCACAAGAAUGGCUGAGGAGGAAAGUAGACGACGUCGUUUACCAACAUGGAUGGUGGGUGCAACUGCAAGUGCAACUGUUGCCAUCGACGAUGAAGAUAAAAACAAGACGAUUAUCGGAGAGCCUGAAGAAGAAAACCCAAAUUUGCCUAGAAAUUUAUUUGCUCCUCGAACUCGAACCAAGACAAGCAAAAGACGAAAAGCGAAAAAUGCUACCUUUGAAAAUCGUGAGAAAAUCCACACCCAUGACGGUGAUGAUGAAGAUGACGGCGAAGGCUUGACGGUUGAAGAUCUAGUAAGCAUUGCUCAGGAGUACAUGGAGGUCAAUCAGAAUUCAGAGCCGAAACAGCCAUUAAAUAGAAAAUGUGAACCACAAAGACAACAUCCAACAAUAACAUCUUUGAGCAAUGAUUUGGAAGGGUCUUUCAUUGCUCCUUGUAAUGAGCAGCGAUUACCCAGCAGUGAAACCACUACUUCUUGUUCUUCAACUGUGAGUUUGACAAGUGAGCAAAGCUUCAUCAAUGUCAACCAUACAAGGGAUCCUACUCAGGACAUGCUUCAUUUGUUCUUGGGCCCCUUGCUCAAGAAACCGCUGCUCCAGGAUAAAAAGAGAAGUGGGUUUUUCUCAGAAGAUGUGGAUUUAGCCUUUGAGUUGAGAAAGCAAAGUCAGAAUGAUAUUAGAGAAGAAAUAGUUCCCCUGACAAAGAAGAAGAGCAGUCUCAAAGAGAAGGUAUCCUUGUUACUCGACUGAAAUAUGAUCUCCAAAAUUCUUAUUUGAGAUCCAGUUUUUAGAAUGAAGCAAAAAUCUAGGCAUUUUGGUGAUCCUCUUCAACAAAUGUUGUCAUCAACCACAUAUCUUUUUGAUACUUCUAUCUCAUCACAUCUUCACCAUAGAUGAUAAUUCUACAGGUGCUUAUUCUGCUCCAGCAUCUUGGUUUUGUCAAUAUAUUCAUGGACAUAACUUAGGAGUGCUCUUAACAGAUUUCAUGUACAGAAUAUGGGCCAAUAAAAUGGUACAUUUCUAUUCAUAAUUUUUUUAUUUGGUAAAGAACUUCAAUGGAAUGGAUAUUUGGUA